Molecule: messenger RNA, 4578 nt
Organism: Oldenlandia corymbosa var. corymbosa
Lineage: Eukaryota; Viridiplantae; Streptophyta; Magnoliopsida; Gentianales; Rubiaceae
Source: the annotation of a GenBank genome assembly
AUGAUUAUGCCCCAAGGAACAAGAGGAAGGAAUUGGCCUACCAGAGAAGCUCGCGCGUCGCCUGAUAGAAUCAUGACAACUGAAUCUGAUCAAUUGUCCUCUGGUCCCUACGCCGCUCUACGCCCCGAGGAAGAGCAGGAAACUACAACUCCAGCUGAAGGUUCGUGCACCCGGUUGAAGUUUUCGGAAGAGGAUGAUCGCCCAAAGAGAGCAAAGGGGACGACAACUCUUGCUUUUGUCUGCAAGAAAGGUGUUAUGGUAGCUACUGAUCAUUUAGAUGCCGGCAAGGAUGGUUCGGAAUACUUUGUGGAGAACGUUAUUGAUCUUGAUUCUCAUGUGCUUGUCACUGUUUCUGGAGUUGGGGAUUCUAGAUCUUUUCUCAGAAAUAUGAGAGAGCAGAUACCUAGAUUGUUUAUCGUGGAUGCUAAUGGUCAAAGGUCCACAAGAAAAAAGGGUGCCACUGGAUGUGGUGCACUAAUCGUUUCUGAUCUUUAUGAUAUCGGUCUCGACAGAAAGGGCUGUGAUGAAGCUGUGGUGUAUGCUAGAUGGGUAAUUAAUGGUGCUGUAUCUGUACUUGCAUUCUUGAAGAGAACGGGAGACUCUAGCAUUGAAACUUGUGGUUACAUAAGUGAAGUGCUAAUUGCAGCGUUGGACGACAAAAGAAAAGUUAGUUGCUUCCAUAUAGGUGAUUUUAGUUUCUUCUCUUGUGGCUUUGAGAAGCAUAGGAACUUGUUUUCUGAUGAAGCUGCUGUUAUUGUUGGUGAGGACCAUGGUGGAGUACCAGUUAUGGAGGACAAACCACCUGAUGCCAUGGUUUCUGAGAAUGCUGUAAAAGAGUUGACAAAGCCUUCUGGCAUUGCUCUGAAGGCUGCAACUUGCCUUGCUUCUCUGGUUUCUAACUCACUCAAUGGGUUCUACUAUGGAGAAGUGGCUACUUCAGAUGCCAAGAAGGAUUCAAACCUGCUGGGCCUUUGGCGAACCUCUAUCAUCAUGUUGAUGGAAUGCCUCAACAUUUCAUUAGCAAAAUUGUAUGAGGAUCUCAUUCCUGUUACAAUAUUGGAAGACGUUAAGGAACGAGCAAUAGUUGUUGCUGACGAGUGGGAACAUGAUGUUGUAUAUGAUGUCAAUGAAAAGGAGCUCGCUGCCCUUUUAAGGCUGCGAUUAAGUGCAUUGAGGAGCAUAACUGCAGCUCAAGAAGGGAAUUUCGGACGAAAAUUCCUCUCGCGAAACAUGAGAAUCGUAGAGAACUCGUCGCCGGAGCUCCGGUCAGGCCAUACUCAAGAAUCCGAACAUUAUUCUCACGCAAUUUCUCGACUUGAAUUUUCAAUUACAAAGCUCGAACUCUUAACCGCUGCAAGCUUAUUGCCGGAAACUCUAUCGUCCGACGUCCGAUUAAACCUAUCUGAGCUGACUCAACUCGCUCCGUUUCCCAACUCGGUAAGCGUUCAAAUUUGGGAACUGAGCUAUCGUCUGUGGAAUGCCUGUGUCGAUCUCCACAACGCCUCCCUCUCCGGCGGUGGUGAGACGUCGGAGGAACUCGCGAAGCUCCGGCAGGUUUCAACCGAUCUCCUCUACAUUGCGGUUAACGUCGUUGGAAUCCCGACGCCUUCCUUAAAGUGCGCUUCCUUCUUCUACAAGACUGGUCUCAUUUGGCAUGAUAUCAGAAAGUUCGAUCUGGCGAACAAUUGCUUUGAAAAGGCGGCUGAUCUCAUGUCGAAAGUUGAAAUCGAUUCAGAAAAAGCAGAUAAUGAUGAGCAGAAGCUAUUCCUGAAUCUCAAUUUAGCUCGCUCUCGAACUGCUUGGGAAAUUCCUGACAGGAGUUUGGCAAUCACGUUACUCAAUCGGUCCAAAAAGGCACUAUGUGGAAAUUCAGAACAUUACAAGGUAUUGGCAUCUCAGUAUUUGAUGUUUGGAAAAGAUAUUUUGUCAAAAAAUGAAGUUUCUGGACUGAAUGAAGCAUUGAAAUUGAUGAAUGAAGCACUUGAGUUGUCUGAGAAAGGAUUAAGGAUUGUCAAGAAAGCAGAGGAGACCUUAGCAUUGAAGGAACUGAGAACCAAAACUCUGAGAUUCAUGGCGGCGGUGCAUUUGCAGAGGGAUGAAUUUGAGAAUGUGCUCAAGUGUGUGAGAAUUUUGAGGGAUGGUGGUGGGGAUCAGCACCCUAGUUUAAGUGUUUUAGCAAUGAAGGCAUGGUUGGGGUUGGCAAGGUAUGGACAAGCAGAGAAAGAGUUAAAAGGUAUGGUUGUGAAUAAGGGAAUUCCAGAGGUGGUUUGGGUAUCUGCAGUCGAGUCGUAUUUUCAGGCGGCUGGGGUGGCUGGAGCUGAGACUGUUAAGGGACUGUUUUUGGGGCUUUUAGAAAGAUGCCAUGUCAGUGCUAUCUCAGCUUUAAGGGUUGUAAAUAGGCUGGUUGGGGAUGGUGGAGGAGGUGGUGGGGAGGGCUCAAGGGCAAGGGCUAAAGUGGUGGCUGAACUGGUGUCUGACGAUAGGGUGGUUGCGCUUUUUGCUGGAGAAGAGGUGUCUAAAGAGAGAACAACAAUGCAUUCUCUUCUCUGGAACUGUGCUGCUGAACAUUUCCAAUCCAAGGAUUUUCAGACUAGUAGUUUGUUGUUUGAAAAAUGCAUGCUCUACGUCCCUUACAACAUAGAGAGUCGAGUACUGAGAGCGAAAGGAUUCAAAGUAUUGUGUCUCUGUCACCUAGGCCUCUCUCAACUAGAUCAAGCUCAAGAAUACAUCAAUGAAGCCGAAAAGCUUGAACCGAGUAUUGCUAGCGUUUUCCUAAAGUUUAAAAUCUACCUGCCAAAAAAUGACCAUAUAAGAGCAAUAAGUCAGGUGGAGGCCAUGUCAAGCUGCCUUGACUUCACUCCUGAUUUCCUCUCUCUUGCGGCACAUGAAGCCAUUGCUAGCCAGUCUCUUCCCGUCGCAGUUGCUUCUUUAUCUAAUCUGUUAAACUUCUAUUCCUCUGGGAAAACCCUUCCAACCAAUGAAGUUGUAGUUUUCAGAACUCUAGUGACAUUACUUACUCAAGCUCCUGGCGAUGCUUCAGAAAUCCUAAAGUACAUGAACCGCGUUCUUGAGAGGGUAUCUGCGAUUGGAUCUGACUGCUGUUUCGGGAAAGGUGAGGUUGGGAGACAAGAAAUGAAUUGGUUUGCUAUGAAUUCAUGGAAUCAUGGGUUGCACAUGGCAAAGGCAAAACGUUUUGGGCUAUCUGCUCAAUUUUUUAGAUCAGCAUCAGACUUUUAUGCCAUCAGCAUUGAUGGCGAGGAAGGAGAACAUAGUGUAAUGGUUUGUAAAUGCUUGAUUUUGAGUGUGUCCGCAACUCUUGCUGAUGAGGAGGAAACAAACAUACCGCUGCAGGAAAGUGAAGUUAAACAAGCCAUUGAACUGUCAGAAAGAGCUGGAAAGAUAUUACUAUCAACGUCAGCUAUUUCAUGGAAAGAUGACAGUGGUGAUGCCAUUAUAGACAACUUCGUUUUUAUGCAUUGUUGGAGUUUAUCCGCUCUCUAUGCAAGGCUAGUUGACAGGGGACAGAAGCAGCUCGCCCUGAUAAAAAGCUUAGCUAGUUCUAAAUCUUGCAAUCCACUGCAUCUCCUUCAAAUUGGUCUUGAUGCUUCACAUGGACCACAAUCCAACCCUGAAGUGGCUACUUUUGCUCUGAAUACUUGCCUCUCUGCUCUUCUCGGAUCCCCCAGUCCUGAUUACCAUACUGUGGCCCAAAUUCUCAGGCAUUUAAUCAUGGUAAGUACUGUUUCUAAGGGUGAUGCAGAUGAUGAAGCAGUUCUUGGCAUUUACAAACAAGCAUUCCGGAUAAUGGUGGAUUUGAGAGAAGGGGAAUAUCCUUCAAAGGAAGCAAAAUGGCUGUCCAUGACUGCUUGGAAUCGAGCAGCAAUUCCUCUGAGGUUGGGGAACAUUGAAGUGGCAAAGAAGUGGAUGAAUAUGGGAUUGGAGUUGGCCAAGAAGGUUACAAGAUGGAUCGGGAUUCAACAAGUUUCAAGUGAACGACUAUCCUUGGAUUCACUUUUCGGGGUGGUCUUGUUAUUGCUUCAGACACGAUGUCUAGAGAUGUUGAUGGAACUGUGCGUGAUUUCAAAAUAUCCCAUAGCUGGUGGAAGACCUAUGACGGUCGAGGAUGCAGCAGCGUGGCUGCAAAACAAAAUGAUGGAUCCGAAGACCAUAUCAGAGGAAGAGCCACACCGCAUACUACUCGGGGGCCUUCUUGAAGGAGAGCCAAUUCUCUACUGCUUUCAGCCGGGUGAGGACAUGCUGAAGGGAGAAAGUUUUGCUAUUGGUAGUGGUUGUGAUCUCGGGUCUGGUUUCUUGAGGGGCGAGGAUGACAUCAAGGAUAUUCACAACAUUACCUCACCAGCCGAAGCAGCAAUAAUUGCAAAGCGAGGGAUCAUUUAUGCCACAUUGAGAGAUGGGGGGAAAACGGGGGGAAGAGUAUUCGUUCAUUUUCUUAAUAAACAUGAUGGCACGUGUGAAGAACUUGUGAAAGGAGAGAUCAUUGAAGAAUGUGCAGAGUACAGAGCAAUGGAAUGGGAUUACCAGACCGAGCAAAUGACAGAAGAUUUUGAUUGGGACUAA